This is a messenger RNA of Tripterygium wilfordii, 3122 nucleotides long. RefSeq names its product probable leucine-rich repeat receptor-like serine/threonine-protein kinase At3g14840. The record is from RefSeq and is a predicted model, not a curated record. The transcript has 24 exons. The coding region runs from base 108 to 3122 and encodes 1004 amino acids. Gene Ontology annotation, molecular function: ATP binding; protein kinase activity; protein binding. Gene Ontology annotation, biological process: protein phosphorylation. Lineage: Eukaryota; Viridiplantae; Streptophyta; Magnoliopsida; Celastrales; Celastraceae.
CAAGAGUUCAUUCUUCCCUCACUUCUCUCUCUCUCUCUCUCUCUCUCUCUCGAUCUUGAGAUCUCUGUCUUUCAUUGAAAAUCAUAUGUAGUAGUAGUUACACAAAAAUGUUUCUUCAUCAACUUCGCUUAGCAUCCUUGAUUGUUCUUUGCUUCACUACUUUUACAUCUGGUGCUGCUCGAUUACCAAACGAUGAAGUUCAGGCAUUACGUGACUUAGCAAAAACACUUGGGAAGACAAACUGGAACUUCUCUGUAGAUCCAUGUGGUAAGGAAGGGGGAUGGACUGACCCAAACCCGGUUAAAGUAUACGAGAAUAAUGUCACCUGUAACUGCACGUACUCUAACAACACCGUCUGUCACGUCACCAACAUACUUCUCAAGGCCCAAAAUCUUCAAGGCAGUCUUCCUCCGGAUUUAAGUAGGCUACCUUACCUUGAAGAACUUGACCUAACUCGCAAUUACCUCAACGGUACAAUCCCAAAAGAAUGGGGUUCCACGAAACUAGUCACAAUCUCUCUUCUUGGGAACCCUUUAACAGGUCCCAUCCCAAAAGAAAUUGGAAACAUCUCCACUCUUACAAGUUUAGUGGUCGAGUUCUGUCAGCUUUCUGGGUCUCUUCCUCUGGAGCUUGGGAAUCUGACUGCCAUAGAGAGAUUGCUUCUCAGCUCAAACAAUUUUACCGGGGAGUUGCCUGCAACUUUUGUUAAACUGACCUCAUUGACGGACUUCCGAAUUAGUGAUAACCAAUUCACCGGGAAGAUACCUGAUUUUAUCCAGAGUUGGACAAAACUUGACAUAUUGGCAAUACAGGGAAGUGGCUUGGGUGGGCCUAUCCCUUCGGGCAUCUCUCUUUUGAACAAUAUGACUGACUUGAGAAUCAGUGACUUGAGAGGAAAUGAAUCGACUUUUCCAUCGUUGAGUAGUAUGAAAAAGAUUAAGAUACUGAUCUUAAGGAGUUGCAAUAUAGUUGGACAGCUGCCUGCCGAUCUUGGUGGAAUGACCACACUAAAAACCUUAGACCUCAGCUUUAACAAACUUACCGGAGAAAUUCCGCCCAGCUUUACUAGACUAUCAAAUGUUGACUAUAUAUAUUUUACUGGGAAUGCUCUAACUGGAGAAGUUCCUGACUGGAUGCUGACCACAGGCGGCGGCCACAUUGAUCUUUCGUAUAAUAAUUUCACAGUUCACGGAUCCUGUGCGCAGCACAAUGUAAAUUUGUUUGGGAGCUCGUCAAUGGGAAAUGUUUCUGGAAUCGUUUCAUGUCUAAAGAGCGAUAGUUGUCCAAAAACAUUCUACAAUUUCCAUAUAAAUUGUGGGGGGAAAGAAGUGACGCUCAAUGGAACUACAUAUGCAGAAGAUAAUGAUGCCGCUUCACCUGCAAGAUACUACCGAAGUAUAAGUAACUGGGCUUUCAGCAGCACUGGUCACUUCUUGAAUGAUGAUCAGCCUACAGAUUUUUAUACUUUGUCGACAGAUACAACUAAAGUCGCCGAAAACACUACGGGACUGUACAAGGAAGCACGCCUGUCACCUCUCUCUCUAACUUAUUAUGGUUUCUGCCUUGGAAAUGGAAACUACACUGUUGACCUCCACUUUGCAGAGAUCAUGUUUACAGCUAACAAAACAUAUUACAGCCUUGGCAGGCGUAUAUUUGAUGUUUACAUUCAGGGAAAUCGGGUUUUGGAGGACUUCAAUAUAGCGGAUGAAGCAGGUGGACCUGGUAAAGCAAUUGUGAAAAACUUCACCGCUGAAGUAACCAGUAACACCUUGGAGAUCCGCUUUUACUGGGCUGGGAAAGGGACAACCGGUAUCCCUGUUAGAGGAGUUUAUGGUCCUCUGAUAUCUGCGAUCUCUGUGAGUCCUGGUGAUUUUAUACCUCCAUCAGAAGGGGGAGAGAAUGGUUUGCCUAUAGGGACUGUGGUUGGAAUCGUUGCUGCAGUCGCAUCCGUCGUCAUCCUUGUUCUGGCUAUUCUGUGGUGGAAGGGCUGUUUAAAACAUAAAGAUGCCGCAGGACCAGAUUUGAAGGGCCUAGAUUUACAAACUGGUUCAUUUACACUGAGGCAAAUUAAAACUGCUACAAAAAACUUUGAUGCAGCUAAUAAAAUUGGGGAAGGUGGUUUUGGCUCUGUCUACAAGGGUCUUCUUUCAGAUGGUACCAUAAUUGCAGUAAAGCAGCUCUCUGCCAAGUCCAAGCAAGGAAAUCGGGAGUUUGUGAAUGAGAUUGGCAUGAUCUCUGCUCUGCAACACCCUCAUCUUGUAAAGCUCUAUGGAUGCUGUAUUGAAGGAAAUCAACUCUUGCUGGUGUACGAAUACAUGGAAAACAACUGCCUUGCUCGUGCUUUAUUUGGCCCAGAAGAAUUUCGGCUGAAAUUGAACUGGCCAACAAGACGCAAGAUCUGUAUCGGCAUAGCAAGAGGUUUGGCUUUCCUCCACGAAGAAUCAAGACUGAAGAUUGUUCACAGAGACAUCAAAGCCACUAAUGUGUUGCUUGAUAAGGAUCUCAAUGCUAAGAUAUCCGACUUUGGUUUGGCAAAGCUCGAUGAGGAGGAUAAUACACACAUAAGCACCAAAAUUGCUGGCACCUACGGAUAUAUGGCUCCUGAAUAUGCAAUGCGGGGUUACCUAACUGACAAAGCAGAUGUGUAUAGUUUUGGGGUCGUUGCCUUGGAAAUUGUCAGUGGGAGGAGCAAUACUAGUUAUCGGCCAAAGGAGGAAUCUUUCUAUCUUCUUGAUUGGGCUCUUGUUCUAAAAGAGGAGGGGAAAUUGAUGGAAUUAGUGGACCCGAGGUUGGGUUCAGAGUAUAAAAAAGAUGAAGUGAUGACAAUGAUUAAUGUGGCUUUGCUAUGCACUAAUUCCGCUUCAGUACUUAGACCGAGUAUGUCUAUGAUUGUCAGCAUCCUUGAAGGUAAAUCUUUAGUUCCUGAGGUGGGUUCGGAUCAAAGUGAUUUGGUCGAUGAGAUGAAGAGGAAGACAAUGAAGAUGUAUUUCAAAGACACUGCAGAGCCCGGAAUUAGUGAGAGCCAGAGCGUGUCAAUUGACGGUCCAUGGACUGAUACUUCAUCUGCAGCUGAUCUAUAUCCAAUCAGCCUGGAGUCGGAUUAUUUGGUGAAUAGAAAUUAA